AAGUAAGACGUGCCUAACAGUGUCUGACAAUAUCGUAUUGGUUAUGGGUUUUCAAGACAAUUUAGACUUAAAAGCAAAUAGAGUGUGAACGUUAAGUAGAAUCGAUUGGACAUUUAAAUAGAAAUUUUCUUUGACGAAUAUAACAAAGAAAUUGAUUCAUUACUCGUUCGCAGGCGGACGCAGCAAAUAGUGUGAGGUAUUUUUGGACCAAAUGGCGUGUUACAUUUUUAAGAAAUCAACAGGAUUACUAAAUCGUGUUUUGUGAUAAGCUAAUAACGGUUUCAACGAUGGAGUGUCCUAUAUUUUUAAACGUUGAGCCGGCAGAAAAUGACAGUCCAUGUAGCUUUUAUUGUGACAAUCUUUUUGUUGAUGAUACCUCUACAAUGCGGAGGCACAGUAUGCCACCUAGUCCAUUCCGAUUAUCACUUUCAUCCAAUGACGUAAGAAAUCCUGAAGUAUUACGUCGCGUUCGGUCGUUCAAAACAACGUCUAAAGGUGUUGUAAACAAGGGUGAUAUUUACCGCAAACGUGGAUCGGUUGGUUUAAAUGUGACGUCAGGACUUACUGUAACGUCAUCUGAUAUUGAUUUAACCGCAUCAACGCGUGAUCGAUCACGCUUACCAAGCGUGACAUCACAAGCAAGCAGUGCCAACAGUUUUGCGUCAUCAGGAGCACCAUCAUACUACAGAGUUCUCGUCCUUGGCUCCCCUGGGGUUGGGAAGUCAGCGCUCAUUAACCAAUUUAUGUCUUCAGAGAACAAUACUAGUGAUGAUAUGAGCGCUACUGAUAGCACAGUGUCUGUGAUGUUGGAUGGCGAAGAAUCCCUGCUGGAAUUCUGUAAUUACCAAGAUGAGCAGUUUCCAGAAGAAGAUAUCAACGUGGACGCCUACAUGGUAGUAUUCUCCAUAACGGAUAAAGAGACGUAUGACUAUGCUGUCCAGCUCGUACGUUACCUUAGAAACGAGCUUACCACUGACAAAAGCAUAUUCUUUGUUGGGAACAAAACGGACCUAGUCCGGAAACGUACAGUGGAAAAAAAUGAUGCCCGCUUGUGCGCUUCGUACUACAACUGUAAAUACGUUGAGACGUCUGCGUCUCUAAACCACCACGUGGACAACCUACUUGUCGGAAUCCUUACACAAAUAAGACUUAAGCUCAAUCCGAACAAACUCCUACAACAGAUGGAGAAGUUGACUGCACCAGGUCGUAUAAAGCAUCGCCAUGGCUCACUUAAAUCUGCUCGAAGUGUGCUCCAAAAACUUUUUAACCGACAAAAGUCCUUGUCAUGUGACCAUUUAUAUGACCUUUGACAUGGUUUGUGUUAAUUGACAUAUAUUCCAGGUUUUAUUAUAAAACUGAAAGUCGUUCGAAUAAUGGAACGAAACAACAAAGCGUCCGUGCGUUCUAAUACCAGGUCUUGGUAACCACAAAUAAUGUGUAGUGGGUUUUGCUAUCAGAGUGACCGACGAAAGUCUAUCAAAUGCGACCAUCUGUACUCUUUAUGACAACCUUUUCUUCCAUGCUUCAGUAUUAUAAGGACUAUUUAUUUAAGUUUUAUAUCAUUGAUAAAUAAAAUUUCCAAUUAAUGAUCUAUUGAGGUCAGAAUAAGAUAAAGUGGUGGAGUAAUCAUUUGAAUAUUUAUAGGAAAAACUAGAGAAACAAGUACAGUUGUGGAAUGAGUAAACAUACACCCCGUUCACUGGCACAGGGUCAAAUCCAAUGACAUAGAUUAGAAAAACAAACAUUCAUAAUCAACCACAUCAAUACAUUGUUUAGAAACUAUUUCGUGUAUCUCUGUAGGCAAUUUAGAAUUGAGUUUUACUACUGGACUUGCAUAGAAACAGAGUGAAACAAGUAUAUCGUACUGUUUCCGUGAGUAAAUCGGUUCUAUUAUUGUAGCAACUAGCUCGACAAAGUUAAAGUCAAGCAAGUAAUUGAAUGACCUCGAAACGCAUUAUGCCCAUGAGUACAGUUACUUUCAUAAGCUUUGGUAAUGGAUUUUACUGAUUCUGAACCACUGUAUACAAUAUAGGUUGAUGUAUUUUAUAAAGUUUUAAUGCAUUUAUAUGUUUCUCCUAUAUGAAUUUAAUGUGCAAAACAAAACAAAAUGAUUUGUUUUUGGAUAAAAAAUAUUAGGUUUUAAAUAAAUUGGAUUUUAAUUGAUAGGUACGUGGUCACAAAGAUUUCGCUAUUUGGUAUCUGUGCCAAAAUCAUAUGGUGCACUAAUUAAAUUAUUUCAACACAAUAAUGUUUGCAUCUAUCAAGUGUAACCCAUAGUGUGCCACUCAUAUUUAUUAAAGUGCAUUUUAAAAUUAAGAGUUAAAUGUUUUUUUUUAUGCUGGAUAGACAAGUCAACCACCAAACAACAGUAUGAACUACCAGAUUCUGUGUAAUUUUAUUUCUUUUCGUGUUCAAUGUCGAUCUAUGCUUUCACGAAUUUUCAUCUUCUUGGAAAAAUAUGAAUAAGUGAAUAAAUGUUAUUUACAUAUAAACUAGCUUAACCCUAUUACCAUUGUCCGACAACGAGUAAAAUAAUCAUAGCCUUACUCGGGUUUCCUUUGUAGCUUCGGUCCUUGGCCUUUUCACGAUUUUUACAUAUUCUUCGCCAUGCUGACAGUAGCAUGUCGCAGAAAACAUGUUGCCACUAUUGACCGUGUGCCAAUUAUAAGACUUAUUAAUACUUUGAUAUCAGUUUAAUUCAGAGACAUCUUGUUUCCAUAAAAGUUUAAACGGAAACGAAUGUAUUUGAAAUAACCAGGACAUGCCUGAGUGCCAACGCAUCCUUUAAUGCUGUAUAAAAAAUGAGACCACAAAACACACAGCCAAAUAAACAUUCGACAUAAAGGCAAACGCAGAAAAUUGCACAAUAACAUAUAUGGUAAAAGUGUGUUUACGUGCUGAAUCAAACGACAUCAGGAUGUUUAUCCGACGACAAAAAUACUGUCCUGGCAAGAGCUGCUAAAUAAAUAUCAUGUUCUUCCUUUGAAGCCAAACAUAUGUCAAUUGAAUUGUAAAUUAUUCGAUUGGGUUGCUUUUAUUUCUAUCUGGGAUUGUAUAUGAUAUCAUAUCAUUUACGUUGCGGAAUUUGGUUUUAUUAAAACGUGAUGAAAUCAGAAAGCCUGAAUGCUUCAUUUGGUGUUAUUCAAUAAUAAAUCAUGGACGAAACGCUUGUUUUUGUAUAUAAAUAGAAACAUUAUUGUUGUUUAGAAAUGUAUUUACGACAUAUAAAUUAAAUCAUAGAUGCGAUGUUUUAUACCAUAUCAGUAUCAUAUAACUGAAUACUUAGAUGAUCGCAUACACUUAUUAACUGCAUAUGAUACUGAUUGUUCACAGCUACAUAAAUAUAUUGUUAGAAUAUGUGUUAAUGUGUUUGAUUCAUAAUAUCAUUACAAACUAUGGAUAAAAUUGGUUUGCGUAUUAAUUUGUCAAACAUAUUUGUUCAGAAAUAAAAAAAUGUUAUAAUA
Messenger RNA from Mya arenaria, 3464 nucleotides. Its product is annotated as GTP-binding protein RAD-like. Gene Ontology annotation, cellular component: plasma membrane. Gene Ontology annotation, molecular function: calcium channel regulator activity; GTP binding; GTPase activity. The transcript has 5 exons. The record is from RefSeq and is a predicted model, not a curated record. The coding region runs from base 288 to 1310 and encodes 340 amino acids. NCBI's taxonomy places the organism in Eukaryota, Metazoa, Mollusca, Bivalvia, Myida, Myidae.